CUCUCUAUCUCUCAUACUCUUGUACAGCCUGUAUACAAUAGUCAGCAGCUAAUGUGUAAUAACUGCGGAUUAACGCGGUUCCGCCCAAUCCUCUAUCCGCUAGCCGUUGGCUAAUAACUUCUGUACUUAAUAUUAACUAUGUUUCCUUGAGCCCGCGCUGUGUCUCGCUUCAUGCAGUAGAUAGCCAGCUAACAACAUUACCAUAGCAACGCUGGUUAAUGUAGCUUGUAGACAGCGUAGCUAGUUAACCGCUAGUUGCUGAAGAAGUAGUAGUAGUUCAUAGCUAGCUAACCUAGUUAAUAGUUUUAAGCUCAUGUCUGCACUGUAAAGUUAGUGUACUGAGUGUAGCUGCAGUGCAGAGUCUAGAGUUGCCACCCGUCCCGUAAAAAUACUGAAUCCUUUAUUUGGCAAAUGAAUGCUAUGUCCUGUAUUUGUUCCGUAUUUCCAUUAAUGUCCAAUACACGUCUGACACACACACGCACACAAAACACUAAAGUUUAUCUAAAUUUUAGUAGACUACUGUGGUUUGAUUGUUUAGGAUAUUGAGGGUUAGUAUUUUGAAUGAAUGAUCAUUUAUUUAAUAUACAGCUCUGGAAAAAAUAAGAGACUUUAGUUUCUGAAUCAGUUUCUCUGAUUUUGCUAUUUAUAGGUAUAUGUUUGUGUAAAAUUAACUUUGUUGUUUUAUUCUAUAAACUACAGACAACAUUUCUCCCAAAUUCCAAAAAAAUGCCAUUUAGAGCAUUUAUUUGCAAAACAUUAGCUAUGACUGAAAUAACAAAAAAGAUGCAGAGCUUUUAUACCUCAAAUAAUGCAAAGAAAAUAAGUUCAUAUUCCUAAAGUUUUAAGAGUUCAGAAAUCCAUAUUUGGUGGAAUAACUCAGGUUUUUAUUGCAUCUUGGCAUGUUCUUCUCCAUCAGUCUUACACACUCCUUUUGGAUAAAUCUAUGCCACUCCUGGUGCAAAAAUUCAAGUAGUUCAACUUGGUUUGAUGGCUUGUGAUCAUCUAUCUUCCUCUUGAUUAUAUUCCAGAGGUUUUCAAUUUGGUAAAAUCAAAGAAACUCAUCAUUCUUAAGUGGUCUCUUUUUUGUUGCAUCAGAUAAUUAGUAACUGAAAACAUGUUGUUGUAUAUGGCUGAAUAUUUGAAAAUAUUGAUUGAUUGAUUCCACUUAUUUACCUAAUAAAAACUAUUUAAAAUAUUUUACAGUACUAGUCAAAAUUCUGGACACACCACUUCUCAUUCAAUUAGUUUUCUUUCCUUUUAUGAUUUUGUACAUUGUGAAGUUAAUAUUGGACUGCAUUAAAGCUAUACAAGAACAUACACAAAAUUAUUUUGUAAGCAAAAAGUAUUAAACUAACCAGAAUAUGUUUUCUAGUUUUGGUUAAUCUAAGUAGCACAUUUAUCUUGGAGGACAGAUCUGCACACUCUUGGUAUUUUAAUCUCAGUGUCUUUAUAAGCUAGAGUCAACUCGUUUUCUCAGCGGCUUGAAAGAGUUCCUGGAGGUGCUGAACAAUAAUUGCUGCUUUUCCUUUAUGCUGUGCUCCAGCUCAUCUCAAAUCACCCAGUCAACCCACCUCAGUUGGUUAAAUAUGCAAUUUUAUGUUUCCUUUAAUUUUUUAAAUAUUAAUAUACAAUGUAGAAAAUAAAUUAAAUAAACCGAAAAAAAACAUGGAACAAGAUUGUGUGUCCAACUCGUACUGUAUAACCAACAAAUCUCUUUUUUUCCAAAAGCAAAACAAAAAUCUUUUUAAUUUAUGCAAUGGUGAAACAGUACAAAAAAACUGUCCAAGUUUAUUCAGUUGGGGACAAAACAUGAUUCAGCAUGUUAUUACGAGUGGGCCUUCAUUAAAGAAGACUCCUCAUUCUUCUGCUGUUGCUAAGGCUAAAUGAUAUAUGGCAUCAUCUCAACCUCAGAAGUUGCCAGCAAACCUACCCAAGCGCACAGCCCACGCAAGCCAAGAGGACAUGGGAGAACUGGUUGCCUGUGCGCUUUUCCUUCCUCUCACUUGUGUACACUUCUGUACACUGAACCUGACUCCCAUCUUCAUCACACAAGUAUAACUUACAGCUCAUGUGUGAGCUCUGCAUGUUCUGGAACCGAGCUGGCAGAGUUCAUCAUCCACCAAAAUCAGAGGAAUCAUGAAGAAGAGUUAGGCCUACUCUGUACCAGUUUCACAAAAUGGGUGUAAAAGAAUUUGGUCUGCAAUUCACCUGCCCAUAAAAAGCAUCAAUGCUGAGCCUUUAAGAGCAAAGUGGAAUGCCACUAAGUGUUGAAUGACCGACUGAGGUCGUAGGAGAUAGCUAUAUUUACCACCCCAGUAACAUGAUCUCUGGCAUUCGGGAUCACUGUGCUCAUUCAAUCCCUCCCUGGUCCUCUCGCUCUGGGGCCACAGCCUCUCAAACAGCACACUGCGUAGCUUCAGAAAACGCCACUGGUUUAAGCCAUGAAAAGUGGAUGUGAGAUAUGACAAGCUGCCACCACUGUUUUUCCAUCAGCUGGAACUGAGAAAACAGCUCUACUUACAGCAGUCGAUGCGGCCUGCCACUGCCUUGCCUCCGGCUGACCUCCCAGCAUGUCUCGUGUCUCCUCCACGGCUAAGCGCUAUGCUGGCUCUUCUUAUACGAGCCACUAUAGCUCAUACGGCUCCUCCUUGACCCCUUCCCUGAGCUCCUUUGAUCGGGACAAGCUCCCCUACAAGACCUCCUCUUCCUCCGGCUACUCCUCUUCCAGCUACCUGAGCUCCAGCACCAGCCGCAUUCGGAACUACAGUGCCUCGUCCGAGCCAGACCGUGGCCGGCCCGUCCCUCGCAGCACCGACCUGCUGACCGGCCGGCGCAGCGAGAGCCUGAGCCGCACACCCGUAAAGGGCUACGGCUCGGGCCUCAACGGGGGCUCGGGCUACUCGGGCUACAGCUACUCUUCUGCCCAGCCCAGCUACCUCUCAGCAUCACCCUCCAGCAUUUCCUCCUCCAGUGUCUCCCUCAGCCGCCGCAAGUCAGUCAGCCAGAGCGACCUGACGCGGGAUCUGUCCUCUCUGGGCCUCAGUGAGGCCUCAAGCAGCAGCUCCAGCCUGAAGCAGGCCUAUAGGAGUCGGGCCAGUGAUACCACGGAGUCCUACAGCAGCAGCAGUACACGCUCUGGAUAUGGACUGUCACGCAGCUCCACACAGGAGGCCUUGAGUAGCACCAGCAGCAGCCGCUUCUCCACUUACAACGGCCGCUCCAGCUCACCUGUCAGGGACUCACUGAACUCCAAGAGUGCCCAGGGGCUGGUGGGACUGAAGAACUUAGGAAAUACAUGCUUUAUGAACUCCAUCCUCCAGUGUCUUAGCAACACACACAGCCUGCGAGACUACUGUCUGCACAACUCCCACCGCAGAGACCUCAACAACAACAGUCGCACAAACACUGCACUCAUGGAGGAGUUCGCCAGGCUCAUUCAGGCGAUGUGGACGUCGUCCGGCAGCGAAGCGGUCAGCCCUUCUGAGUUCAAAACGCAGAUUCAGCGAUAUGCUCCCAGAUUUGUGGGAUACAACCAACAGGACGCUCAGGAGUUUCUGCGCUUCCUGCUGGACGGCCUGCACAACGAGGUGAACAGGGUUACAGUCCGGCCACGGGCAACUACAGAGGACUUCGACCAUUUGCCUGAUGAGGAGAAAGGGAAGAAGAUGUGGAGCAAGUACCUGGAAAGAGAGGACAGUAAAAUUGUAGAUUUGUUUGUAGGCCAACUGAAGAGCUCCUUGACAUGCACUGAGUGUGGCUACUGUUCCACUGUGUUUGAUCCCUUCUGGGAUCUUUCCUUACCAAUCGCCAAGAAGGGCUACGGAGAGGUCAGUCUGAUGGACUGCGUUCGGCUCUUCACUAAAGAAGACGUGCUUGAUGGAGAUGAGAAACCGACGUGUUACAGAUGUAAAGCCAGAAGAAGAUGUACAAAGAAGUUCACAAUUCAGAGGUUCCCCAAAAUCCUAGUGCUACAUCUGAAGCGGUUCUCAGAAGCUCGAGUCAGAUCCAGCAAGCUGUCCACUUUUGUCAACUUCCCCAUGAAGGACCUGGACCUCAGGGAGUUCGCCUCUGACAGAAGCAGUAGUGCAGUCUACAACCUGUACGCAGUGUCCAAUCACUCAGGCACUACCAUGGGAGGACACUACACAGCAUACUGCUGCAAUCCUGCCACUGGAGAAUGGUACACAUACAAUGACUCCAGAGUAACGCCAAUGUCCUCCAGCCAGGUGCGCAGCAGCGACGCAUAUGUGCUGUUUUAUGAGCGGGCUGGCCUGUGAGGACACCUGAGUUGCAGGAGAGAGAGAGAGCAGCUUCCAGGCACCCAGGGCUCAUUACACACUCCUUCACACACUGCUCCAACUUCUCCUGACUGACAGAACAAAGAGACUGUCGCCCUCUUCUGGACACCCAACAAAAAUAAAUGUCUUGUAGUAAAGGGCACUCUUGUUACUGUGACCAGACUGUUUCGAAUGGGCGGAGCAGAAGGUGUGUCCUGAUGCCUCUGCGAACGUGCGUGUGUUUGCGUGUGUGUAGGACUGAGUGUAUCUGUGUGUAUGUGUCUGAGGGCAGCUGCUGGGAGACAUUGUCAGGCAAUAAACCCCUCAUGGCUCUGUCUCAGAAGUCUCUUGCUAUGCACUGCAACAGGACUUGUCCCGACUGCGCCUUCUUCUCGUUAAAGACCGCCUCAAUAUUAAGACUGGUUUUAAACUGUUAAUGAAUUGUUUUUUCCCUUGUUUUAACUUUUUUUUUUAUUCCCUGCACUCUGAACUGGGAACUGAACUGGUAUUACGCAUCAAGAGGGCAUAAGGAGAACAACAUGAAUUACUGCUUCAAGGCUGCAACUUAUAGCUACCUGAUGAUCAUGCUCACCUCCCCACACUUUGUUGUUUUAGUGUUUCAUUUCACCUGUGAGUCCCUCCUGAUUGCUCUCGAAUCUCCUGAGGGUUGGAAAGGGGGGAAAAAGUCUGAUGAAAGCUCUGUCGAAAUGGUUAGGGUGGCCGUGUGGCUGUGGCUUGUUUUUAUUCAGUGUGGCUGCUACUGAUCCCUGAUACUUAAAACGCUGUGAAUGAAAGGACAGUCCAGGUCAGCUGACUAUAAUAAGAAAAAUAGUCCUGAUCGUAUGGACUGGUUCAUCCUUGAUUUCAUGCCAUUGAACAACAUGGGAAGAAUGUUUUGGAAAACAAACAGAAAACACUAUAUAUGUAUAUUUUUAUAUAUGAUAGAGAAUGUACUAUACAGUGGUGCUGAAAAUGACCUGUUACUGUUUUCAGUUGGUUUAACAGGAGAAAGACCGGAUUCUAUUUAUGAUUACAGGUGAUAUAAUGUCAGAUGAGUCACUUUUUAACAGUGGCAGAUGAUGUACAAAACAAUAAAGUUUUGAAAAACA
This is a messenger RNA of Astyanax mexicanus (Mexican tetra), 5386 nucleotides long. RefSeq names its product ubiquitin specific peptidase 2a (gene usp2a). Bases 2571 to 4277 code for a protein of 568 amino acids. Gene Ontology annotation, cellular component: cytoplasm. The record is from RefSeq and is a predicted model, not a curated record. NCBI's taxonomy places the organism in Eukaryota, Metazoa, Chordata, Actinopteri, Characiformes, Acestrorhamphidae. Gene Ontology annotation, molecular function: cysteine-type deubiquitinase activity. Gene Ontology annotation, biological process: protein deubiquitination. The transcript has 14 exons.